AUGAGGUUAAGCGGAGCCGUCAAAACGGAGCCACAUGGGGCCUCCGAAGUCUCCGUUGAUGCCUUGGCACGCUCGAUUACGCCCUUUACCUAUGCUCCGGAAAACAAUAUGACCUUCGAUGUGUGGUAUGGCAGAUACAAAUCCACAUUUCUCGAGGAUGGUCGCAAUCUCGAUGAUCCAGGGCGAGUGAGACUCCUCCUGCGUAGAUUGGACAACGCAGCUUACGCGAGAUAUUCCAAUCUUCUGCGCCCCGUCGACCCAGCCACGAUUCCCUUCGAUGACACCGUCCAGAGACUCACAAAGCUCUUUGGCAAAGGGGAAUCUCUCUUCAGCACACGUCGCAAAUGUCUACAAUUCGUGAUGAAGGAAUCUGUCGACUGGGCCACGCAUGGAGGGCUUGUGAACAGCAUCUGCGAGGAUUUUAGAUUGGCUGAGUGCACAGCGGAUCAGUUCAAGGCAUUGAUUUUCUGUAUUAGCAUACAAAGUGACAAACAUAUCUUUGUACGCGAGCAGCUGUUGACACGCCUUGAAACUGAGCCCGCCGAAAGGAUCAACGUGGAGUUUUUGAUCGACGAAGCUCAGCGACUCUCGAAUAUGAAGAAGGAUGCCCGCCUGGAUAUCACCCCUGCGAAUGUCAGUGCUGUCCAGAAGACCCGUAAGUCCACCAAUUCACAAUCUGAUCGCCCCUCACGUCCAUGCUAUCUGUGUGGCGACAUGCAUUGGGUGCGUGACUGUACCCACACCAAUACGAAAUGCAAAGAUUGUGGGAAAAUCGGCCACAAAUCGGGCUACUGCCCGCCUCAACGUACUCAGGACAACGGAGGAAGCACUGGAAAGGGCAAAAAGAAGUUUUUCAAGAAGAAGAAGCCAUCAGCAAACACCAACGUUGUUUAUGCUCCUCACCCGAGGGUUCCAAUUGGAUUGCGCCGCGGAUGUUUCGUUGGUAUCAAGGAGUACUUGGGAGGAGCUCGGAAAGCCUCUUCUCCGAGAGUCAUCCAUGAACGUUACGGAUGCUCAGUCCAAUCGGAUGCCAAUACUCGGCGAAUUUGA
Messenger RNA from Lutzomyia longipalpis, 1050 nucleotides. RefSeq lists its product as uncharacterized. The coding region runs from base 1 to 1050 and encodes 349 amino acids. The transcript has 2 exons. The record is from RefSeq and is a predicted model, not a curated record. Gene Ontology annotation, molecular function: nucleic acid binding; zinc ion binding. NCBI's taxonomy places the organism in Eukaryota, Metazoa, Arthropoda, Insecta, Diptera, Psychodidae.